Messenger RNA from Arctia plantaginis, 993 nucleotides. Lineage: Eukaryota; Metazoa; Arthropoda; Insecta; Lepidoptera; Erebidae. The record is from the annotation of a GenBank genome assembly.
AUGACGUCGUAUAUAAAUCAUCCAUUUGUAGUGUGGGGGUCGUGUUAUUUAUGGCUUACUGCUUUGUUCGCUAUUAUCUGGUCUUUAUUGCUUUUCGUUUGUAUUGGCGAUAUGCUAAUUUUAACAGGCACUGACUUGAUAAAUGCAAUUGUCUUACUGUCAGGAAUACUCACUCUACCCGCAAACAUACACAUUUUAUGUGCUAUAUCUAACGGCAAGAAGAUUGAUUAUAAGUCUAGGGUGCUCUGUUGUCCGCUUUGGCUUUGUUUUAUGUGGAUAAUAUUAAUAAACUGUAUUGGUGUAGUGCUCUGUGCUCACAAGAUAGCCAUAUGCAGGAAGACCACACAUGAUCGACUCAAUAAUACAAUCAAGCAUUAUAGAAGUAUUCCAAGAUAUAAACACUUUGUUGACAAUUUGCAAUGGUCUCUGAAAUGUUGCGGGCUGAAUUCCUACAAAGACUGGUUUGACUAUGACUGGUAUGAUAAAGUAAGAGAUUAUGACUGGGAUCCGCCAAAAAAGCCACUUUCAAAUUCAGUUCGAUUUGUUAAGCCACUUACAGACAGCGUGCCUCUAAGUUGCUGUAAAAGUGGGUCAUGUAUAGCGAAUUAUCUUCUAGAAUUGGGCACAGGUUCAAUCAAUACACGAGGCUGUGGGGAUAUAAUGACUAAUAUCAUGAUGACUCUAAUGACAAUUCAUAUUAUCAUGUUUGUUUCCGUCAUCACAGUUGAGGCAAUAUUACUGAAAGUACUAAUAGGUAGUAGCGAACAAACUCGUACUACUUCUCCAAUGAGACCACCAUGCUGCAAAGAACAAGUCCACCUAAGAAAUAUUAUGUCCAUUGAAAAUAAUUUUCGUGCUUCAAGUACAUCGUUACGCUUGAUGCCUGAUGAAAGCGAUGGCUAUGACAAGAUCGUACGACAAUCGGUUACAUCACGACAUUGUCUUAGACAUCCGAGAGCAAGCCGCGCAGACUUGGAGAUUUCAAGACAGUAA